UCGGCAUGCAAAUUUAAUCUUCCGGAAGAAGCGGGUCCGCUGAGUCAGCAGAUCUCCAGUGGACCGGACCCCAAUCAACCUUGGAGCCUCCGUCCUUAGAUGAGGCCGCUGGCACCGUGUCGUGUUAUCUUGUUAGGAUCGAUUAAAGCUGCCGGUAUGGAGGUGGACGACACAAAGGAUUCUGAGAGUGAUGGUGUAGGGCUGAAGCCGACAGGGCAGGCGGCGGGCCGCCCUCGGUCAUUGAGCCCAGCCGCUGAGCCAUCAUCGAAGGACGAUGAGGAUAAUUAUAGCCAACAAUCAGACGAAGAAGCUGGGGAUGAGGAUGAGGAUGAUGAGGAUGAGGAUGAUGAGGAAGAGGAGCCGCGCCUCAAAUAUGCUUCAUUGACCAAAAGCAUUGGCUCCGUAUAUCGAAAUGGAGAUGCUACAAGCUCCUUCCUGACUGCGGGAGACAAAAUGAUCGUUGGGACACAUAAUGGAAAUAUUCAUGUUUUAUCCGUCCCUUCUUUCCAGAUUCUUCGUGUUUACCAUGCGCACUCCGCAACCGUUUCCUCCAUAUCAAUAUCACCCUUUCCACCUUCACUCCCCAUGCCCCAGCUGGAUACAUUUCGGCAAUUUUCCAGUGAUAGUAAUAGCAUCAAAUCGCAAUCUACUACCCAGAAAAAUAAAAACUCGACGAAAGCCCAACCUGCAAUCCCAGCGACCCCCUCGAACUCUAUCUAUAUUGCGUCGUCCUCCAUAGACGGAAAUGUCUGUGUAUCAUCGUUAGUGGACCCAAGAGAUGUCCUCCUACGUAACUUCGGACGACCAGUCCAAGCUGUAGCUCUCUCACCUGAAUACAAAAAUGACAAAAGCUACAUUUCAGGAGGACUAGCUGGUACAUUGGUCCUUACAACUGGGGGCAAGGUUGGGACGAAAUCAAAUUCUACAGUUAUGGGAGUCUCUGCCCCCAAUACUUCGGGUUGGUUGGGCUCUCUUGGUUUAGGCGGAAAUUCCGGCAAAGACGUUGUUCUGCAUAGCGGAGAGGGAACCAUUAGUACCAUAAAAUGGUCACUAUCAGGGAAGUAUGUAAUGUGGGUAAACGAAGAAGGAAUCAAAAUAAUGCGGACAAAUUUACACCUCGAGAAUGCGGAUUCUGAAUUCGCCUGGAAACGCAUGAGCCAUAUCGACCGACCUAAUCGUCCCGGGUGGGAGGAAAUGGCAAGCGUUUGGAAACCGCGAGCAGAGUGGGUGGACGAAAAUUCCGUGGAUGUCGACGACGAUCCUGGAAAAUUACAGUCACAAAAACAGUCCCCAGCUGCUAACGCGAGCAACUGCCGAAGUCGAAGCUCAGUCGAAAAACUCGUGGUGGGCUGGGGUGGCACUGUUUGGAUUAUCAAUGUCUUUCCAGGUGGAUCCAGUACGGGAAAGGAUGUUGGAGAACGGAAAAUUGGAUCCGUAGGAGUUGCAACUAUAUUACGCACUGACUGUAUUAUUUCCGGAGUUUCGCUAUAUACCCCAAAUUUGCUUCUUGUACUUUCUUAUCUGAUACCUGAGGACGAAAACGACGAGUCCAACGCGAAGCAGGCAGGCCCUCGACGCGGAAUUCGUCAUCGACAAAAUGGCCUUGAGCCUGAACUUAGAUUGAUUGACAUCGAAACCAAAGAGGAACUUAGUGCGGAUACCCUGAGUGUCAAAAAGUACCAAACGUUUUCCGCAUCGGAUUACCAUUUAGGUGUUCUACCUCCAAUUCGAGCACCUACAGCAGCAGUACAGCGAGGCGCACUCGAGGCUAUAGGGACUGGACUCUGGGACGCAACCCUAUAUCCUACCCGCCUUUUUAGCUCCGCUGCUAGCGUACGGAGCAACGGCAGCAGCGGCGACAAAGGUUCAAGCAUCCGUGGAGGGAGUUCAAUAAACUCGACGGGUUUAUCAGCCAGCGACAAACAGGCCAAGGAGCUAGCUAUUACAGCUAUCGGCGGAAUCAAGAUAUUCAUCCACAGCCCUUAUGACUGUAUAAUUGCAAUAAAAAGAGGCAUUGUAGAUCGUUUAGCUUGGCUAGAUAGUCAUGAAAAGUAUGAAGAAGCAUGGGAGUUAAUUGUCCAGCACCCAGAAGCUGCUGCCGCUACCUUGGAGAGGGCGGAGAGCCUGCCUUCGACCCCGACUAAGCCACAGAGUACCCUCGCGGAUUUUUUCUCUGAUGACAAUGCAUCGGUCAAGACUGCUAUCCAGGCCGCAAACUCCGCGCCAGAAAUGGAAAAGCGCCGUAUUGGAGAACGUUGGCUAGAGCAGCUUCUUAGUCAAGAAAACUGGGAGAGAGCUGGGCAAGUGUGCGGCAAAGUCCUCAGGACAACAUCCAGAUGGGAACACUGGAUAUGGAUUUUUGCGCGCAACAAUAAGUUCGAUGAAAUAACGCCCCACGUCCCAAUUGAGAUUAGCCCCCCGCUUCCCUCUUUGAUAUACGAAGUUAUUCUUGGGCAUUAUGUUUCCCGAGAUCGUAUCAGAUUUAAGGAACUACUCGAACUAUGGCCUACCGAUCUUUUCGAUAUUACAAGUGUAACCGCUGUCAUAGAAGACCAGCUCCAAUCGAAAGUUGUCACGCCCGGCUCGGAUGACUGGAAGAUUUUGAUGGAUAGUCUAGCGAAAUUGUUCCUAGCAGGGAGGCAUUACAGGGAAGCUCUCCAUUGCUACAUCAGUCUCCAGGAUGAUGAGGCCGCAAUGCGAUUAAUUCGUGAAUAUCAUUUGUUGGAUGCUAUAGCCGAUGAUAUUCCCGGCUUCAUUCUCAUUCGCGUCUCGAAAGAUCAAUUGAAAUCAGCGUCUAUACCCGAGUUGGAUGCUGCCACAGUAGAUCCCAUCAAAGUUUUGGUGAGGGAAGCGGCCAAUGGUGUCGUUGGCCCUGAAGCUGUUGUUUCACAGUUACAGGCCACAAACCGCCGACUGUUUCUUUUCUUCUAUCUACGGACUCUCUGGAGAGGUGAUGCAACAUCAACCGCUAUAGAGAAGCCUUCCAGAUUUCGACACCAGAAGAUGGAUGCUGCAGAGAAGCUUGUCGUUGAUGAAAGACGCGCUCUGAUUGAUGGCCUCUCAGAUAUCGUCAUCGAAUUAUUCGCAGAGUACGAUCGUCAAUUAUUAAUGGAGUUCCUCCAGUCAAGCACAUCUUACUCAUAUAGCGCAGCCAGCUCAAUAUGUGAAUCUCGCCGUUAUAUCCCUGAGCUUAUUUAUCUCCUAUCCAAAACUGGCCAAACAAAACGAGCACUCAACCUCAUCCUGUCAGAUCUUAAAGAUGUCUCAUACGCCAUCUCAUUUGCCAAGUCACAAGAUGACCCUGAUCUUUGGGAAGAUCUCUUGUCCUUCUCGAUGGAUAAACCCGAAUAUAUCCGCGGCUUGCUUGCCGAGGCGGGAACUUCAAUUGACCCGAUAAACCUUGUCCGGCGUAUACCAAGCGGCCUGGAAAUAGAAGGGCUAAGAGAAGGCCUUACUAGAAUGAUUCGGGAACAUGACAUCCAAGCCUCCAUCAGUCAAGGCGUCGCGAAAGUUUUGGAAGGAGAGGUCGCGACGCGAAUGGACAUCUUACGUCAGGGACAACGGCGAGGCAUUAAAUUCGAUAUCGUCACUCCCAGCUCGGGCCUAAGUCAGAAGCAGCAAGAUACUCAGGAAACUGAGGAGUUGGGCAGAGGACGUUGCGCUGGAUGCCGUAAGCUGUUCAGUGAGCAAGAAACCGAAACCCUCAUCGGCUUCGCCUGCGGCCACAUCUUCCACGUCUCCCACCUACACCUCGACCACUACCACCACCAACAGCCUCCCACAACUACCUCCAAUACAACAACAGAUCAUGAACAACGUCCCACCUCCCCAACCCCAACUCUCCGCCCACCACCACCACCACCACAAACCUCAUCGCGACCACACACAGCCUCAACUUCAUCCCCAUCCCACCCAGACUAUGCAACGACUCAAUUCUCCCCUCUAUUUUCCCGCACAGUCGGCCCCAAAGUGACCAAUGCACGUCUCUUACGAGACAAAGUUGGCGACGGAUGCGGCAUUUGUACAGCGAAGAGUAAUAUCGAUGAAGCGGCACAGGGAGGAAUUGUGGUGUUGCGAGGGAAGUGAAAACUAGGAAACUACUAACUCUCUUGGCUUUUUCCCCUGUGGGGGCUUAUUUUUUUGAGGGGGUCCGGGGAACUUAGGGCAUACUAGUGCGGAAAGAGAGGAUGAGAAAGGAGAGAAUAUUACCAGUAAUAGUACUGGGAAGUAACUAACUAAUAAUCAUAAAGUAAUCACGGGGUUUAAAAGAGUUGAAUUGAGGGGUCUCCUUUGGUUUUCUUUUUCGCCGGGGGCCCUGCUGCUAAUAAAUGUCUGGAGAUGGGGGAGAUGAUAUCAUGUUCCAUGGAUGCCCCUCUUCCCUCGUCUACCACCUCUUCCACACCCUACCUAUUCUUCUAUUUUACAAGAUGAAUACCAAGGCUUCUUGACAGGAACCAGUUUCUCACAUAUAAAGGUAUGUUUGCUAUAUUAAUAAGGAUUGGGGUAAUAAGGACAUGGAAAUUAUUCGACUUGUCCGGUUUCCUCCAGAACAGAUGGCAGAGUUGCCCGAACGGAAUGCCUUCUCUCCUCGUCAAGCUAUAGUUCCAGUACGAAUACCUCUUGGUUCCCCAGGCGACCACCGCUCAGCUUGCUAUGUCAUCUUCUUUACCACCCAGUCGAGUAUACCGCCGACCCGCUAUCUACUUCAUUUUUCUAGGAAUAACGUGUUAUCGAUCUGAGGAUAGGUUAGGGAAUUUUACAAGACGGGCACAUCUCUAGUCACUUUUAGGUCGUGAGAACAUCAAACAAUACACUACGUAGGUGUAUCUUAAGAGUUCAAUGACCAGAUCUUUUUGUGAUGAAUAUGAACGAAGAAUGCUGCGUCUGAUUUUUAGUUGAAUCUACCUCGAGUAUGACCCCAUUAAACCCUCCUAGCUAACCCGCGAUUUCCUCAACUUACGAAGGAGCCAUGUGAACGUUGUACUGCCACAUCGUCGGGUGUUUACAACGCCACAAGAGCAGCAAAUCCCGCAGCACCAACGAGGAUUGCACCCUCGAGGCCACCGUUGCGAACCGCAAAGUUGGUUUCGAUAGGCGGGGCGAUACCGGUCUCAGAGGCAACAGGGGUCGAUGCAGAAGGAGUAACUGAAACAGCGGGGUUGCUGCUGACCGCCGUAGAGGAUAUCGCAAUUGGAUCAACAGAAGACCCUAGAGCCUCAGAGGCAGAAGAAACUGCCACGCUGCUGGAGACCGGAGCAAGGACUGGAGACGUCGUGGACUGAAUUUCAGAAACUUGGGAUGGAUCAGAUGUGACCGGGUCGAAAGCAUCACAGCUCUCAGCGGUGGCGGUGGCAGUGACAGUGAUUGUUUCUAUACGUGUUAGUGGUCGUAACUUGGAAGUUUCCACCACCCGUGGAUAGUAUGAUAAAGGAAAGGGAAGGAGUCCGAGGACAAAUCUACCAUCAUCAGGAGGUCAGAGGGUUGCACUUACCCUGACGAGCAACAAUCUUGCCAAAGAAGCCCUGGCUUCCCAAUCCACGAGGAGAGUCGACGACUAUUGCGUGGUGUUAGUUAGAGGGCGUCAACGCUACAAAGAUACUGGGUUCCUCUUUGCUACAACUCACCAGCUUUCUCGGCGGCAGCACGAGGGAGGUCUACAAGACAAUAAAGGUCAGCACAAUCAUCGUCCAACGUUGGGCUCUCUCUACGAUGAGAUGGGGCCAGGGCGGUGACGAAAACACCGGAACCAUGUAGGAAACCAGAAACAGAGCGUUGCGAAGACUUACUUGCAGCAGUUGCCAUGAUGGCAAAGACCAUAGAGGCCAGAAAAACGAUGAACUUGACAGACAUUGUGAUGGAACUGAACUUUGAGCGAAAGUUGAGCAGCAGCUGAAAACGAAGGUUUUGAGAUGGUCAGGGGCAGAGAUUGAAUUGAUAAUUUUUCAGAUAGUGUAUCUGGAACGAGUGAGAUGUUACUGGGACGGUGAAAUUGAUGAAAAAGGGCUGGAAAUGAUGGGGAUGAUGGACGAAACGGCAAUGCGUGGGAUGGGGAGAGAAGAAGAAGAAGAGAAGAGGGGGGAGUCGGAGAAUUUAAAUGAACAGUGUGGACAAGCGAGAAGCGAGAAGCGAGAAGCAAGAACAGGAACAGGAACAGGAACAGGAACAGAACAGAGAGCAGGUGCCUGGCAACCGCCUCCUUCGGGAAAGAGUCAGGCGCGGUGUGUUCCAAUGUUCCAAGGUUGUCUUGCUGCUUCCCAAACAGGAAGAAGCCCUGGUGAAUGCAUUCGUCACUCACCAAAACACCAACCCGGGAAAAUCACGCCAUUCGAAGAUGUACGCUACCCAGCAGCUGCCCGGCAACAGAGUACCUCGUCCAUAUAAAGGCUCAUCUGAUAGCUGUUAGUUACCAUAGUUGUUUUGCAGCAUUCACCGAACCUCCGCCGGAAACAAUCACAGCGGAACCCAAUUUCCCUCCCUCUUGGCGACGACGGAACUCCUAAUGGGAUGAUCAGGCUCGGCACAAAAGAUGUUGGGGGGCAGGCUCCUCUUGCCUAACUAGAGGGCUGCAGUGUCAAUACCUAGGUAGCUACGCCUUUUUCUCCUACUUCGACAUAUCCUACCAUACAUUCUGGAUUUUGGAAAGCGAAAAAUGCCUUCCUGCCCAUGUACGUACGUGUACGUUUUAUCCCUUAGGGGUAAUAAC
Molecule: messenger RNA, 6703 nt
Organism: Blastomyces gilchristii SLH14081
Lineage: Eukaryota; Fungi; Ascomycota; Eurotiomycetes; Onygenales; Ajellomycetaceae
Product: vacuolar assembly protein
Exons: 6
Coding region: 100-4086 (1328 amino acids)
Biological process (GO): cellular response to starvation; endosomal vesicle fusion; protein targeting to vacuole
Cellular component (GO): HOPS complex; late endosome
Molecular function (GO): protein binding
Source: RefSeq, a predicted model, not a curated record